Messenger RNA from Blastocystis hominis, 677 nucleotides. RefSeq lists its product as hypothetical. The coding region runs from base 140 to 643 and encodes 167 amino acids. Lineage: Eukaryota; Bigyra; Opalinata; Blastocystidae. Gene Ontology annotation, molecular function: structural constituent of ribosome; mRNA binding. The record is from RefSeq and is a predicted model, not a curated record. Gene Ontology annotation, biological process: negative regulation of translation; translation. The transcript has 3 exons. Gene Ontology annotation, cellular component: ribosome; cytosolic large ribosomal subunit.
GUGUGACAUCACUAGUACGUAUGUAGAUUUUCUAUGCUGAUGGGCUUGAGGAUGGACUAAGAUGAUUUGAAUGAGUGAACUUACGCUGUAUAGAGAAAUGUUCGAAAAGGAGGUUGUUAUCGACUGUAAGGGACAUAUCAUGGGCCGUCUUGCUUCUGUUGUUGCCAAGGAGCUUCUCUCCGGACAGAAGGUUGUGUGCGUCCGCUGCGAGGACAUUAACAUCACCGGAGGAAUGAUGCGUAACCGUGUGCGCCGUGAGGCCUAUCUUCGUAAGAAGAUGAACACCAACCCUGCUCGUGGUGGCUACCAUCAGAGCGCUCCUUCUGAGAUCUUCAAGCGUGCUGUGCGCGGAAUGAUUCCCCACAAGACCCCUCGUGGAGGCAACGCGAUGAGCAAUCUGAAGUGCUUCGACGGAGUGCCUGCUCCCUACGACAAGAAGAAGCGCGUGGUUGUGCCCGCUGCCUACCGCGUUUCUCACCUGAGACCCGAUCGUGCCUACAUCACUGCUGGACACCUCGCCAGCCAGUUCGGAUGGAGAUACGGACAUCUCAUCCAGCGUCUGGAGGCUAAGAGACUCGCGAAGUCGAAGGAGUAUUUCGAGAAGAAGAACUCUGAGAAGAAGACGGAGAAGGCCUCUGAAUAAGAUAGAUGUCUGUUUUGUGGGUCACGCUCUUUUU